AUGUGGCUGGGGACGUGGGCCCGCCAUCUGGUGGAGGAGCGCCUGCGGCUCCACUGGCCCUGGGAUCGGGACCCAGUUUCCCAUGUUGCCAGCCCUCAGACCCGGUGCCUGCAGCCUCCCUGUCCCGGCUCCGACCGCGUACCCCCGCCCACCUUCCCCUGUGGCCUGGAUCCUCUCUGUCCGCUCUCACCUCUGACCUUCACCAUCUGCUCUCCACUCAGCGGCCGGCGGUCCCGUCACCUUGAGACUCAGCACUCUCCAGUGGACUCUUCUUUCAGAAGAAAAGCCAAAGGUGACCGACCUCCCCCUGCACUGGAGCCGCGGCCCUGGGAACUUCCCGACGAUGUCCGACCAGGAUUUGAGGUGAACGGCUUCUUUCCCGGUCCCAAGGGAGAGCAUCUGUCCCCCGGCGCCCUGGACGUCAUGCAACUGGGUGGGGACCAGCCAGAGAGCCCGGAGGCAGCCCUGAAGGAGCUGAAGCCCCUGGGAACACCUGUGGGGCAGGGGCCGAGGAGCGGCCUCUCCUGCCCGUUCCCCGCUCCGUCCUGCCCUCCGUCCCCUGAUCCCAUCCUGGCUGUGCGGCCAGCCUCCCCCGCUGUGCCCACCCCCGACCCCGGGCCUAGUGUCACAGCAACGCUCAUCAGCGGAGGCGUGCCCGGGCUCCUGGGGGUGACCCGUGUGUUCCCCAUCGACUUGGCCGAGGCUCGGCUACAGAACCAGCGUGGACAGGAAAGCUACAAAGGAACGGGGUCCCUAUGGCUGCAGACGCCCCACCCUCGCGGUUUCCUUCCAGGAGCUGCGGUGAACCUGACCGCAGUCACCCCAGAGAAGGCCGUCAAGCUGGCAGCCAGUGACGUCCGGCAGCAGCUCCUGGAGGAGGACGGGGCGCAGUGGAAUCUGAAGCUGGAGAUGCUCGCCGGGUGUGGAGCUGGGCUGUGCCAGGCGGCGGUCACCUGUCCCCUGGAAAUGCUCAAGAUUCCGCUGCAGCGUGCUGGGCGCCUGGAAAGAGUGAAGUCCGGACACUGGAAGCCCCCGCUGUGUUCUGAUCUGCAAAGGGAGGAUAAGGAAUUGACGGAGGAGGGGGUCCUACCACAGUUUCCUAUAAAGAAAGCUGGGCAGGCAGUGGCCGUGCCCUUGGGAAGCAGCCUAAGCAGCAGGGACAUCCUAUUAGAUAACAUAGACCCGAGAGCUCGCUCCCUGGAGCCAAGAACUGAUGUCCUCAAGUUAGGACAACCCUCAGCUCUAGGAAGGGCGGGGCCCGAGGGGCUGCCUUCCCUCCCCGCAGCCCGCCGCCACGGUUCCGCCGCCAGCCCUGCCCCGCGGGGCCCCCUUUACCCCGGCAGGCGCCCAGCCGCGGCCCUCCUCGCCAGGGAGCUGCUCCGCACCCAGGGCCUGGUGGGGCUCUACCGGGGGCUGGGAGCUGCCCUUCUCAGGGACAUCCCCUUCUCCGUCAUCUACUUCCCCCUGUUCGCCAAACUGAACCUCCUGGGGGUCAGGGAGCCCACGGGGAAGGCCUCCUUCGCUCACUCCUUCACGUCCGGCUGUGUCGCAGGCCCGGUGACGCCUCUGGACGUUUUGAAAACUUGAAUCCAAACUCUCAAGAAAGGCCGGGGUGAGGACAGCUACAGCGGCCUCACCGACUGUGCCAGGUGAGGGCUGUGUCCCUUUGGAGACCGCGGCUCCCUCUGCACUGGUGUCCGCCCAGCCGCUGGCUGGGGUCGGGGGGGCAGGGAGGCCUGGAGCCCUGCCCGUCGGGUCAGCUCUGGGGGCUCCUCUCCCCCCAGGAGACUGUGGAGCCAGGAGGGCCCUGGUCAUAGCCCUGCUGUUCGGGGUCUACUUCUCAGCGUCGGCAAGCGCCUCAAGGGUUUCGAGUAGGUGUGGUGGCAGCCCCGGCCCUCCUCACCGCCUGCCCUCUACCUCACGGGCCCCUCCACCUCCCUUGGUGACCGAAGCCCUCACUGCUCUGGGAGUCCAGCCCGGGGACCCUCAGGAGCCCCGACCCCCUGAACAGACAGCACAGGUGGAAUCAUCUCUGCAUUUCACGUCUAUCUAUCUAUCUCACACGCAGCACCUUGAAUCAGUUUGAGGCUUUAGUCUCGUUAACUCUGAGUUAAAUAACUUAAUUUGUCCCAGCACUGAUACGGGGAAUGGCAGGAUUUUAUUUUAGCUCAAGGGGACCACGACAGCCCUCCAAGGCGGCACCCGCCUGCCCAUGUUCGGCCAGGAGGAGACGGGUGGCGCAGACAGUGCGUCCUCCCAGCUACGUCCCCUCAGGACCGAGCUACACUCGUGACGACCCGUGUUACUCAUGAGGGUGGAGAACAGACGCUUUAUCUUCAGGUCACGGUGGGUUUUGUCUUGAUGCAAUGAGCACACAGCAGCCCCUCUCGCCCAAGACUGCAGUUUCUUCUUUCCUGAUGCUGCCAAAGCUAAUAGAACUGUUCCCUUAUUCCAGCUGCCAGGCCCUCCAGGGACAGGUGACCCUGAACACCUGUGUGCGGACAGUCUUAAGGGGCUGGGAGCGCGCCUCUAGGUGAGGCUUUGGUAGAAAGGAGGAGAUGCGCCUGAGGGACACAGAGAGGGUUCGUGGUUUCAACUGCUGAUGGCUGUCAAC
Messenger RNA from Balaenoptera musculus (blue whale), 2614 nucleotides. It is a transcript of the gene SLC25A18, whose product is annotated as solute carrier family 25 member 18. The record is from RefSeq and is a predicted model, not a curated record. NCBI's taxonomy places the organism in Eukaryota, Metazoa, Chordata, Mammalia, Artiodactyla, Balaenopteridae. The transcript has 11 exons. Gene Ontology annotation, molecular function: L-aspartate transmembrane transporter activity; L-glutamate transmembrane transporter activity. Gene Ontology annotation, biological process: aspartate transmembrane transport; malate-aspartate shuttle; L-glutamate transmembrane transport.